Molecule: messenger RNA, 543 nt
Organism: Neoarthrinium moseri
Lineage: Eukaryota; Fungi; Ascomycota; Sordariomycetes; Amphisphaeriales; Apiosporaceae
Exons: 3
Coding region: 1-543 (180 amino acids)
Cellular component (GO): mitochondrial outer membrane
Molecular function (GO): nascent polypeptide-associated complex binding
Source: RefSeq, a predicted model, not a curated record
AUGGCUAACCAGGGCGACCUCACAGUGUCGUACGCCGACGUAGCCGCAUCCGGCCCCAAGCAGUCCGCCGCCGAGGCCAUGGCACCCCCUCCCCCCGAGAUCCAGAACUCGGAGUCGGCCAGCACCUCGUCGCUCGUCGACGUCGACACCCCGUCGGUGCGCACCGUGCCCUCCGACUUUGCCGACCAGGACGUGCAGACUGAGACGCAGGCGUCGCGGCGCGAGCGCGAGGAGGAGGCCGCCCGCGCCGAGGCCGACCUGGCCAAGAAGAAGGCCGCCGGCAAGGCCCGCAAGGCCGACAACGCCCUGACGCGCUGGUUCGCCGGGCUCGGCGACGGCGCCAGCACCGCCCUCGUCGUCAGCAACCUCGUCGGCGUCAUCGGCCUCUCGGGCUUCCUCGGCUACAAGGCCUGGGACCUGCACGAGAAGGGCCGCCUGGGCUGGAAGGGCGUCGGCCUGGGCCUGGGCGUCUUGGGCCUCGUCGGCGCUGUUGAGGGCGUCUUCGGCCGAUACCUCUACAAGGGCAAGAAGAAGCAGUCGUAG